AUGGCAUCGAAAAGAAAAGCCAAUAAUUGUGACAUUCCGGCUGAAAAGCCAAAGCGGAGAUUCGAAUUCGAACAGACUGCAGAGGAACAGAUUUCUCUGAGCGAUGGAGGUAACACAUCCGUGCCCUGCAACUGCAAGUGUGGCUGCAUCGUUUAUCAGGCACGCCUUGAAGCUGUGAUCCGACAAACGGUCCGAGAGGAGGUUGCGGCAGCACAACACCAAUCUCCAAGGCCUGAACUAUUGACGCCUAAUAGUAAUCUGAGUGGUGAGGUAUCCGAAGCCAGACAAAACUUUCAGCUGGAAUUCAGCAGAAAACUAAGACAAGAAUAUUAUACACAAACUAAGAUAUUGGCUGAGGACAACGCACCUCCUCAAAUUGUUCUCCUCAACGUUGGAUCUCGUUCCAUAGUAACGGAGGGUCCCAUGUCUUCAACAGAGAUAGAGAUCUGUGUGGUGCCAGGGGAUUUCGGAAGUGGUGACCAUCAAAACUGGAGCAGGGAGGAAUUCAACGACAACAUCAUCGUACGACCGAGAGAAGGAAGGGAGGCGCUACUUAAGGGAAAAGAUACUAGAGUCACCCUAAAAGAUGGAGCUGCUUUUAUUCCUAAGAUUGAGUUUACUGAUAUCUCACGCUGGGUCAGAACCGGAACCUUCAGAUUAGCAGCCAGAUCCAAAGAAGCAGACGUUAAGGAAGCUAUAAGCCAACCUUUCGUCGUCAAAGAUAAAAGAGGAGCGUCGAUUAUGAAACACGCCAUACCAUCCUUGAAGAGUGAGAUUUGGCGCUUGAAAAAAAUAGGGAGAGGCGGAGAACUUCACAAACGAUUGUUACAGAAUGGAAUAGAAACAGUUAAGGAUUUUAUGCGACUUCACACGAUCAACCCGUCUUCGUUAAAAGAGAAAUUCGGCAACAUUCCGAGCGGCAGAUGGGAGGCCAUAAUGGAACAUGCUACAGCUUGUGUUAUUGACGAUAACGUGCAUUACGGCUAUCACACAGCAGAAAGACAACUAGACUUCGUCUUUAAUUCCAUCUAUGAGGUCGUAAGGGUGAGCUUCGAUAAUGGUCAGACUUAUCGUUCACCGGAAACCUUCACCUCGGUGGAGAAGCGUUUGGUGGAGGUGGCCAAGAAGGAAGCAUAUGAAAAUGAGAAAGAUUUUGUGGCACUGCCAGUGAAUCUGGAGGAGCUAGGAACUGUACAAACUGGGGAGUCCAGUAAUGGCAUGCCACCAGAUGGAGGGGCUCCCCAGCAAGUUGACCUCCCAGCCACCCAACAAGGGCAAGAAUAUGAGUGGGAUCUGCUCUACUCUCCAUAUUCAUCUCUAGAUCAUUUUCUUUCCAACCCCUUGGUGUUGGAAGCAGGCUCUAGCAGUCCUCUCCAUUGUCUCCUUCAUUCUGAUGCGCCUCCUUCCACCCACGACGGACGCAGAAGCAGAUGGAGUAAGAUUCGGGCUGCUGCGUUAUGGCUCAUGUCUCCCGCACGCACAUCUCUUUCCCGCCAGCGCCAUCCCUUCUAAUAAUUGGAUCUAAUUUGCUGCCGGGUUGUUUUUUAAUUUUGAUUAAUUAAAUUAAACUAGCUUGGUUCGAGUCUGUAACAUAUCUGGGCUGUAAUGACAAUGGGCCUUCCCCGUAUUAAAAAGACCUCGGUUGUGAUCUUCUUCUCGUUGUCUUUGAAGUCCGAAUCCGAUUUAUACUA
This is a messenger RNA of Neltuma alba, 1691 nucleotides long. RefSeq names its product calmodulin-binding protein 60 B. Gene Ontology annotation, biological process: regulation of salicylic acid biosynthetic process. The coding region runs from base 1 to 1512 and encodes 503 amino acids. Gene Ontology annotation, molecular function: calmodulin binding; DNA-binding transcription factor activity; sequence-specific DNA binding. Lineage: Eukaryota; Viridiplantae; Streptophyta; Magnoliopsida; Fabales; Fabaceae. The transcript has 8 exons. The record is from RefSeq and is a predicted model, not a curated record. Gene Ontology annotation, cellular component: nucleus.